AUAUCGCUGCACAGCUUGUGCAAACUGGCUAUCCAUUCUCAAGACACAUUCACUCCCAGCCAGCAGGAGCCAGGAGCUACUAAGGGAGGUGCACGUCUUGGUCCUCUCAUCAAUUGCCCGCCGCCUUUUAUGUGGUCAACACACACGAUGGGCGGAAAUUCAAGAAACUCUACCGAUUGCUCUACCGUUGAAAUGGCGUUCUUCACCAAGCAGAAGGGAGGGUUGGUAUCCCGUAUCAACACUCUCCUUGUGGUAAACACCAUCUUGAUGGCAGUCAUUGCUGUGAUGGGUGCCUACCGGCAUCGCUAUCGCCACCAUCCUUUGAUCCGCUUCAUCUACCUAGCAGCAACCACCUUGUUCCUACCCAUUGUCUCCUAUGUCGUCUCCGCCAUCGAGAAUCCAUACAACGUCACCAAUUAUGUACUAAAGUACACAGUCAUAACAGCAAAAUGUGAAGCACGCCUACAUGUCUUCUCAGUUAUGUUGUGGAUUGGUUUGGUCCAGAUUGUUGGUACCAAUGCCAUUGCAACAGUUGCCGGCGAUUAUAGAGAAGGCCGAAGCAUUGUUCCCCCUGCAGUGCAGCUUGUUCAAGCAAUAUGGACUUCCUACCUUGCCUACACCGCCAUAGAAUCAAAUCUACAUCCACCUGAAUAUUUUGGACGGUUUCCAGGUCCUGUUACUGAUCCAAAAAAGGGAAUUCUCGGGCUUGUUUAUAAGCUUCCACCGUAUGUUCUUAUGUUACUACCGUAUGUUCUUAUCUUGGCAAAAAUGCUCUUGAAGUAUUAUGCUUGGUACAUGGCCAGGAGAUCAUUAGCGCUUGGAAGCAAUCCUCGUCUCAUUGUUGGAUACAUGGAGCAACUACAAGAUGGAGUGCUCAAUUGUGCCGAACUAGUAAGUGAGCAUGUACCUCCCCCGCUUAUACUUAUGAAAGAGGAUACUUUGCUGGUAGAGAAACAACCUCAUGGUUAUAGCUUGACAAGGAUGAACAAUAAUGGCUUAGUGACCCUAGACAGAGUUUGGCAGUUGAAUGUCACAUUGAAAUCGGGGCCAACAACGCAGCACAAAGACCUAUGCCUUUCAUUUGCAAUGUUCAAGCUAUUGCGGUGUCGUUUUGCGAGGUAUAAAGUCAGUGAGGCUAUCUUUGCAAAAGCCAAUAACUUUAUAUGCCAUGUCUUGCUCGAGGAUAGUGAUGAUGAAAGGGUAUUUGGGGUGAUUGCACAUGAGCUUUCAUUUCUUAAUGAUUAUUAUUAUACAUCACUCCCGGUCUCAUAUUCAAAGAGUUGGCUACCCAUAGUGAGCACAUGCAUUUCACUCUUAAGUAUCGGCUACUGCUUGCUUGUCACCAACAAUUUCAUAAUGGAGUCCCAGAGUAGUGAAAGUGAGCAGAUUACAUGUAGUGAGUUCCAUUGCGAUCCUCCAUAUAUGCCUCAGGGUGGAUCAUCUUUGCAAUUCGGAGCAUUGCUCUUUGAUCAAAUGUCACUAAGUCUACUUGUUGCACUAGUUGUGCUUGUUGAAGCGAGGGAGAUCAUGUCUUACAUUUGCUCCAAUUGGACUAAAGUAGCCCUGACAUGCCACUACGUAAGUCAUACGUCUUGGCAACAAUCUCCAGUGAUCCGUAAGUGUGUUGGCCUCCUGCUACGCACCAGAUGCAAGUUUAUGGUACAUUGGGAGGACAAGAUGAACCAAUCCUCAAUCCUGGUGCUCCGCCCAAGGAGAAACCUAGUGGCUCUACUUCGACAUCUCCUUCAUCUGCCAGACCAGAAGAAGAAGGUGCCAAGGCCUGUGAAAGCAGCCGUCGUCGAUGCGGUGAGAAGGUACAAAAGAACCGGGCGCCAAACCAAUGGGGCAACACAUAUGCAACUCCAUGUCAACAACCUCCUUUGGACAUCCCAAGGCACCAAGGGCACAGCUGAUGUCAUUCUCGUGUGUCACGUCGCCACAAGUAUCCUUGAAGUGAGAUCACGACGGCAAAACAAACCUCUCUCCAACCAUGAGAUUGCCGCCACUCAUAUAUCGCAGUAUUGCGCCUACUUGGAUGCCUACUGUCCCGAGCUACUCCCCGACGACGCCGCGUGGUGCAGGAGCCUGUACAAGGCCGUCAAGAAGGAUGCUGCGCGCGUCCUCCGGAGCGAUCGGGUGUCGCCGGCAACGCCCGAAGCAGAGGAUCAGCAGCUGGUCAAGCUGUUGAGCGAGCAGUCGAAGCACCAUGUGCUCAAGGAUGGCGCCGAGCUCGGGCGGCUGCUGACGGAGCUGCCGGAAGGAGAAGAGGUGGCAUGGAAGGCUCUCGCGGAAUUCUGGUCGGACACACUCGUCUCCGUCGCCGCUGCUUGCGACAACAUCGACGACCACGCCGAGGCCGUCGCCCGGGGCGGGGAGCUGGUGACGCUCCUCUGGGCGCUGCUCGCCCAUGUCGGGAGCGUCGACGACGACACCGCCGAUGCCGCUGCAACUCAUGGUGCUCCCGAUGCUGUUUAAGCGUGUUAUGUUAUGCAGUAGUAUUUGCUCUUCAUUUCAUUUGGUUGGUACCUUGCAAGCUGUUGCGUGUAAAUGUAAUGCUCUUUCUAGUGUUCUUAAAGAGUGCGUCAAUUGUUGCUAUUGUGACUGUCAUCUCACCAGGAUGAGCAGUAUUCAAAGUCUCAUUGG
Molecule: messenger RNA, 2643 nt
Organism: Triticum aestivum (bread wheat)
Lineage: Eukaryota; Viridiplantae; Streptophyta; Magnoliopsida; Poales; Poaceae
Exons: 2
Coding region: 130-2475 (781 amino acids)
Source: RefSeq, a predicted model, not a curated record